GUGGUAUUUGAGGGGAUGUGGGGCCCAAACAGAGCCAGUGGUGCCAUUUCUAUUGAUGAUAUUUCCUUUCAUGAGGGACACUGCAACAUGAGACCCCACCAUGCAACAGUACGCCCAGAGGACUGCUCCUUCGAGCGUGGAAUCUGUGGCUGGCGCAAUGCGACACUGUCAGACUCUGGCGAGCAACUCAUGUCGUGGCAGGUCGCCUUCGACAUGCACCGCCCAGCAGAGCUCCCCGAUAAAACUUUUGGUACAUCAGGUGAGGUUACUGGUGCGGAGGUACGUCCUCUCUGCGUGCCACAGCCUUGCCUCAGAGCUGGUGGGUCUUUAGUUCUAAGAAGUUUGGACGAAUACUAUUUAGCAAAGAGGCAACCACGAGUUUUAAAAGUACAAGCUUAUGUAUUUCCUUAA
Zootermopsis nevadensis is the source of this 411-nucleotide messenger RNA. Lineage: Eukaryota; Metazoa; Arthropoda; Insecta; Blattodea; Termopsidae. The record is from RefSeq and is a predicted model, not a curated record.